Molecule: messenger RNA, 2923 nt
Organism: Homarus americanus (American lobster)
Lineage: Eukaryota; Metazoa; Arthropoda; Malacostraca; Decapoda; Nephropidae
Exons: 3
Coding region: 1-1761 (586 amino acids)
Cellular component (GO): dendrite membrane; postsynaptic membrane
Source: RefSeq, a predicted model, not a curated record
AUGUUUCUGACGUGCCAAGUCCUUGUCCAGAAGUCUGCUGUAAGUGCUACUGCACUGUUGGAUGUUAUCUAUCACUUCAAUCGCCCUCUCCAUGCUAACUAUGAAAUCUUCUUUAGACAGUGGCUACGAAGCCCUCGGCCAGUGUAUCAGGCAGUGUGGAGAGACAACGAGGACUUCGACGAGGUGCUCAUCUCCCCCUGUAUGGUUCAGGACCACAUGCCAGAUAAAGUGCUCAAGGCUCUAGAGAAGGUCCUGGAGAACCCAGGCCCGAUGAAACCACAGCGGAUGUCCGAGAGCCCAGCCCGACGGAAGAGUAAUGCUUUUACCCCUGAGGGGGAAACCCGCCGUUUACUCUCCUCACGUUCACAUACCCCACCCACCCUCAUGCACCCAAGCCCAGUUAAUGAUUCAUAUAAAGCUACUCCUAUCACAAGUACACCCAUAUCAUCAAAUACAUUGAGUGGGAAUCGUCUGGCAACACCUCCUCACAGACUGCUGCUAGAAACUUCUUUUACCUGCACACCUGCAGCCUCACCUGAACCUCCACCAGACCUUCGCCGUCAUGCACAUAUCCAUUCCCCAGCAAUAACCUGGGAACUGUUAUCAGCACUAGAAGAACAAUUACUCUUAGGUAUAAGAGAAGCAGGAAGAGGGCUGAUUGGGCGUGGAGAAGAGGAUUGGGUUGCAGGAGUGGCACCCUUAGCUUCUCCAGAGACACUAAGUGAGGCCUCUAGUGUUGUCUCACGAGCAUCACUAUUAUUGAGAGAAGGAAGAAGAGGUUCAGCCACUGUUGCACCUAUUCAUCAGUCUCCCUUGCUCAAUCACCGCUUGCCCCCUGCUCGUCUUGGGACUGGAUAUUGUUUUUAUGUAGAGACACCUCCUAUGGAUUCAAGAAGACAGCUGUUAACUACCUCAGAACAGCUUCCAGAGUCUUCUGAUGAUGAAGAAAUUCCACCACGACCAAUCUCUCCAUCAACUUACAUCACCAUUGAACCAAUCAUGCCCACACCCCCAACACUUCGGAAAAGCAACGAAUUACAUGGCUCAAAUUAUCUAAAUUCUGUAACUCUUAUUCUAAGUGAUGAGCGGAAGUCCACGCCAGACUCUCUUCAUGAGGAACACAAAGCUACUCCUAGAACCGUCCAAGAUAAUAUGGAAACUUCUGUCAAAACAAUUGAGACCUUAUCAAAUGAAGCUGGAAAUAGUAAAAUUAGUGUGAGUGCAGGAGAGUCACCCGAUUCCCCAAGAAGCGGGCCAAGCCGAGCAUCAUCAUCAGGCUCUUCUCAAACUUCUCAUAAGGUAAAAUUUGACCUUACAACAUCACAAAUGUCACGUGAUUCAGGGUAUGGUGAAAGACUCAAUGGAUAUGAAAAUCCUUGUAUCACUGCUGGAGACUGGGGAAUCACAAGUGGAGUGUGGGGAGGACACCAGCAGGAGUAUGGCCGAGGGCAAGCUUCCAUCAUCCAUCAUUAUGUGUAUUCAGGAGUGUCACCACAGCUUUCCCCUUCAUCCCCAGCAAACACAGACUCCUUCACCUCACCCCUUACUUCUGAUCCACCCUCUUCACAAACACCUUCCCUCCUUCCCACCCCAGUUGAUGUUCCAAGAGUGUCCACUUCAUUGUCCACUCCAGCAACUAUAUCCAUGCAAAACUCUCACCCAUUAUAUAAGGCUACGCCACUUCUACAUGAUCUUAGUCGAUCUCCUAAAUCUAUCAGUAUGGUUGGAAGGUCACCUCAAAGAGCAGAAAGUAGUGUUUAGCACAGUAAGAAUAAAACAAAACAACAGUAGCUAGCUGCAUGAGAAAGACAGCAGGCAAAAUCAUCCAAAAUGUUAUCAUGUUCAGCCUUCAAAAUACAGGCUUUAGUGUGUGUGCUUCCCCCAUCCAUUUUCCGUCUAUACUCCUUCUCUACCCACAUCUGUGAGACUUGAUCACACCUCCAUAUUUGGGUUUUGUUUUAAAAAUGCUAAAGUUUACUUGCUAACAGUAAUACUAUGAUUGUACUCAAUAUUUAAUUUUUUCAUAAAGGCCCCAUAGCUUAGUUGGUAGCAUUCUUGACUCCCAGCCAAUGAGACAAGGGUUCAGUCCUGUGUCAGAAAAGGUUGUUGGGGCAUAUUUAGCUCUGGUGUGUGCUGAACUGGCACCAGCCACAUUGUUUUGGGCUAUACUUAACCUUCUCACUUGGAGGCUACUACCCCCUCAAUUUGUGGGAAAGCAAGUAAAGUGUGUUAACGUUUUAGACUAAAUAAGUGAUCAAUGCAUCAGGUGUUAAAAGAAGCUCUUACUAGGGCUGUAUCUUAUGAAAGGUGAACAAACAAUAGGAGUAAAGUAUUUUUAUGGAGGAUGGUAUGGUCAAGCAGGAAAUACACCUUCACCAUAUUCAAACUUAAAAAAUAAUUUAUUGUAUGUACAGUAUAAACUAAAUUUCAUGAGAGGUUUGAGUUGCAAGGAUGAUUAUCAAUAUGAAGUCUCAGAUAUUUUAAGCAACCUUAAAGUACGUGGGAGAUAGUUAGAUUUUAUUUUUGCCAAUAUUUUUUAUUAGAAUUGUACAGAAACACCUUAGCUUUAGGUAUUUUCAGUAUCUAAUAUUUAGAAAUAUGGAUAACUCCACUGAAGCUAUUGUUAUGCUGAGUAAUUGUAACGAAGACAGUCCUGUUCUUCCUUCCAUGGAAAACGAUAAGUGUUUAAGCAUCAUGUUAUAUUCUCAGGUUGUGGGUAUUUAAAACAAGUACAGUACUGUGAGUCAACUGUGAACCAAGAGGAAAACUCUUAGAAUAAAGAUAUUUAAUUUCAGCUUUAGCUACAUAUGAAUUUUUUGGUAUUAAUUUAUAAAACAUUAUCCAAUUUACUACAAUAAAUAUUAAAAAGAAUGGAGGGAUCCUACACAGGCCUCCUUCCCUCAAUAUGGCCACCUCUAUUGGA